AUGAACAAGGAGCAUAAAGCUGAUGGUAUAGCGUCUAAUACCUUUGUUGCUGGUCUUGACAGUGAUUGCUCUAAGAAUUUAAACUUCAAAAGGGCAAAUAGAGAAGGAAGCGAUAGCAUUACUGAUGAGGUAUCAAAUAAGGAAGCAGAUGCUUCAAUAUCAAAUGACAGUGGUGAUAAUCAAUCAGCUAGGAUUAUUGUAGUCAAUUCAAAUGACAAUAAAGGCGUUGCGAAUUUAGGUAUUGAGGCUCGUAGUGACGAAUGUAAUGACGAUGGAAUUAAGGCUUCUAAAAUUGUAGCGGACCCUAGUUCGAAAACAAAUGGGUUAGUGGAAAGUCUUGGUGAAGGUACUGACGUCGGUUCAGAAAGUGAUUCUGAUGAGGAGGAUGAAACUGAGGAGUAUACAGAGGAGGAUGAAGAUGAUGAUGAACCGCCCAUGUUAAAAUAUACACGUAUCACACAGUUACCCCGAAAUUUCUUUCAGAGGGAUUCUAUUUCUGCCUGUAUGUUUCAUGACAGAAUAUUUGCAUUUGCUACGCAUUCUGGGCUUCUACAUUUAACUGACCCUGACUUUAACACAAUUCGCACAUUUAAGUGCCAUCGGUCGUCGAUUUUAUCUAUACAUACUGACGGGGAGUACUUUGCUACGGCGUCGAUAGAUGGUACAGUUGUAAUUGGGUCUAUUGAUGAUCCAAGCGAUAUUAUUGCGAUAGAUUUCAAGCGUCCAGUUCACGCUGUUGUGCUUGACCACAAUUAUAAAAGUUCAAAGACCUUCAUUUCGGGUGGUAUGGCAGGUGAAGUUAUAGUGUCUCAAAGGAACUGGAUGGGCAGUAGGGUUGAGAGUAGGAUUGAUAAGGGUAAGGGCCCUAUUUUAGGCAUUUACACUAUAGACGAUAUUAUAUUUUGGAUGAAUGAUAGCGGCAUUUCAUUUUACAGUAUUUCGGGGAAGAUGAAGCUUCUAAAUGUCCCAUUUUCUGAAGACAGCUCUGUUCGACCAGAUUUGUAUUGGCCUAAAGUGCAUUUUCCAGAGGUAAACUCCAUCAUAGUUUGUUGGGGGAGGAAUAUAUGGACUUUUAAAGUGUCUUUGACAACUGGGGUAGAUAGGCAACUGAAGCUAGGGUCUAUUUUGACGUCCGCUGCAUCUAGUUUGAGAACUGGGCCAGAUAAAAAGGUGGAGUUAGAAAGCUUUCUAAAGUUGGAUUGUUUGGUAGCCGGUGUGGCCUCCUUCAAGGACGACCAGUUGUUGGUUCUUGGUGUUAAUGCUUUUGAAUCUAAAAUCGAGCCCCCAGAAUUAAAAGUUAUUAACAUGUUAACUGGAGAGGAGCUACACAGUGAUGAGGUAGUAUCCAAGAACUUUCAAAACCUGACACUCAAUGACUACCAUCUAGGGAAAUAUAUUGGGACCAACACGCCUGAUUAUUUUUUAAUAAGUGCGAACGACGCUAUUUUGGUAAAAGAAUUAACACUAAUGGACAGUUAUAACUGGUAUAUGGAAAACUCUUUUUACUAUAGGGCUUGGGAACUAGGUAAAUUUAUCAUUGAUGAGUUCACUAGGUUCAACACGGGGUUAAGGCAUGUUCAGCAAUUAAUUGACGAUGAUAUUUGGCAAGAAGCCGCUGAAGUUCUAAAUAAGAUAUGUGGUGAAAUUUCCUGGAACACUAAUGAGGACUCUGAUUUAAAAUACGCUGCGAUAGAUGCCUGGCAAGAAAUCAUAGAGCAAUUUUUAAAAUCGGGUCAAGUUGAGGUUAUUGCUCCAUCGAUUCCUGAAUUUCCACGCAUGAAACCAGCAAUAUAUGAUAAUACAUUAAAGCAAUAUCUUGAAAAGGGGGAUUUUACAGGCUUUUUAUACUACAUUAAAACUUGGCCAGUUGAGUUAUAUUCUGUACACGAGUUCGAGGAAUUGUUAGAAGAGAAGAGCCAAAACAGUGAUGAAUUUGCCGCCGAAAUAUUUUGCAGAAGUUUAUGCCACCUUUAUUUGGAGCAGAAGAAGUUUCUACCAGCCGUUAAUCAUUUAAUCAGAUUGCAUGAUGCUCAAGCAUUAGAAAUUUUAAUAACUGAAAAUAUACUGGCAUCUUUCGGGGACAAGUUAGUUGACAUCAUAUUGUUGCCAUAUGAUGGAAAAGUUGAAGACCUUGAAAAAAUCCCACUAGAUAAAUUACAAGAAAUUCUCGGAAAGUCUAUUCAACUUCUAGUACAGAAUAGGAACUCCAUCCCACUCCAUAGGAUUUCGGAGGUGCUGUCUCCCUCCUUAAAAGUUGUUUUGUUCCUAUAUUUAAAAACUUUAUCCUCAAUUGAACCUUUGAUGGUAGCACCAUAUGAAACACAGUUAGUUGAGCUAUAUUCGAAAUACGAACCUGGUGAGCUUUUAAACUUUCUAAGAAAGCAUUCAAAUUACAACAUAGAAAGGGCGAUUGAAGUAUGUGAAAGAGAGGAUAGCCAUUACCAAGAGUUAAUAUAUUUAUGGGGUAAAAUUAGUGAAACCAAAAAGGCGCUAUCGUUAAUAAUAGAUAAGUUGAACGACCCUGCAUUGGCAAUAUCUUUUGUAAUCGACAGUAAUGACACUGAACUAUGGCACUUUUUGGUAAAUUAUAGUAUGGAUAAACCAAACUUCAUACGGAGUUUGUUGCAGUACCGUGAUGAAUUUGGGGAGAAAACACUUGAAAUCAUGAAGAAGAUCCCUCCCACAUCAGAAAUAGAUGAUGAAAUGAUAGAGAUAUUAAGAAAUAUAACCAAAGGAAAUUGGCUGAGCAAAAGGGUAAACCUGGGAGUUUUAAAGAUUAUAUAUGAUGAAACAAAGGACGUUGCUUUAGAAUUUUUGGAGGUCAGAAGUAGAGGUAAAGUAUUUAAUGCUGGAAGUUGA
Eremothecium sinecaudum is the source of this 2859-nucleotide messenger RNA. RefSeq names its product Vps41p (gene VPS41). NCBI's taxonomy places the organism in Eukaryota, Fungi, Ascomycota, Saccharomycetes, Saccharomycetales, Saccharomycetaceae. The record is from RefSeq and is a predicted model, not a curated record. Gene Ontology annotation, biological process: endosomal vesicle fusion; macroautophagy; protein targeting to vacuole. Gene Ontology annotation, cellular component: late endosome; HOPS complex. Bases 1 to 2859 code for a protein of 952 amino acids. The transcript has a single exon. Gene Ontology annotation, molecular function: protein binding.